AAAAGUAUUACUCAAAAUGAAUUUGGAAAUAUAAGAUAUAAAAUAGUUUGAAGAAAAUAUGGAUAAGGCUACCACUGUACUUCAUCUUAUUAUUGAAAGUGGAUUUCGAGUCGGCUUUUGGAUAAUAUUUUUAUGGUUAGAUAAACUGAGUCCAGUGGUAAGACAUAUCGACGAAGAUGAAUUAUGGAUGUACCGUUAUCCUUCUGUCGAUAGUUAUUUUCCUAAAAGAUAUUUAUAUAUGACAAUGGUGUGUGUCCCGAUGAUUAUUUAUAUAGGGCAUUGGUUAUUGUCUCGAAAAAAUCGUACAACAAUUCCAGAAAUAAUACAGAGUGUUUACGGUUUAACUUUAGCUUAUUGUUUGAAUGGAAUCAUCACUUGUGUGUUGAAAUUGAGCGUCGGCAGACCAAGGCCUAAUUUUUAUUUUAGAUGCUUUCCAGAAGGUUAUGGCACCGAUAUAGACAAUUGUGAUGGUGAAUAUCACGGACAAAUGGACGGAAGAAAAAGUUUUCCGAGUGCUCAUGCUUCUUUCAUUUUCACAUGCAUGAUAUACAUGAUUUUAUAUAUAAAUACUCGUUUAGAUUUGAAAAGACCACGAUUUUGUAAAGGGAUCAUUAUAUCGAUGGUGACUACGCUGUUUUUGUUCGCUUCGGUAGUAGCGGCUAGUAGAACAGCUGAUUAUCAUCAUCAUUUCUCAGGUAAAUAACAAAAUGUUUAUACAACGUUUUCAACGUCAUCAGAGGAAGUCGUGAUGUGAUAUCAGGAGCUCUAAUUGGUUCCGCAAUUGCUUAUAUUAUACAAGGUUGUUAUUCUUCGACUGACGAAAUUUUGCAAGAAAACCUAUUAAGAAUUGUUAAACCCGAUCACGAUUAAAUUACGCCCAAAUAAAUUUUUUAAACAU
This is a messenger RNA of Diorhabda sublineata, 898 nucleotides long. Its product is annotated as phospholipid phosphatase 5. The record is from RefSeq and is a predicted model, not a curated record. The coding region runs from base 59 to 703 and encodes 214 amino acids. Gene Ontology annotation, molecular function: phosphatidate phosphatase activity. NCBI's taxonomy places the organism in Eukaryota, Metazoa, Arthropoda, Insecta, Coleoptera, Chrysomelidae. The transcript has 4 exons. Gene Ontology annotation, biological process: phospholipid metabolic process.